Ictidomys tridecemlineatus (thirteen-lined ground squirrel) is the source of this 2473-nucleotide messenger RNA. RefSeq names its product fibroblast growth factor 19 (gene Fgf19). NCBI's taxonomy places the organism in Eukaryota, Metazoa, Chordata, Mammalia, Rodentia, Sciuridae. The record is from RefSeq and is a predicted model, not a curated record. Gene Ontology annotation, molecular function: growth factor activity; fibroblast growth factor receptor binding. Gene Ontology annotation, cellular component: extracellular region. Gene Ontology annotation, biological process: fibroblast growth factor receptor signaling pathway.
CCGCGCGCUCCCUUUAUGCCUCCGCCGCGGGAGACAGCGCCGGCCCCCAGACCCCGGGCAAGUUCCAGGAUGAAGGGGCUGGGGCCUGGGAUCGCGAGAAGAUAGAGUGGCCGAAUGCGAGAAGGUCGACACGGCCGGGGGAAUGGACGACUGUGACAGCAGGAUACACUCAGGGCUGGGGCGGUCUGGGAGGGACGGAGUGUGGUUUUUUCAUGGGAGGGGGCCCGAAAGCCGAGGCGCGGCUUCUCCAGACCGCGGGUGGAGGAGGAAGGCUCUGGGCCGGCCAAUCUCUGGUCCCGGGGUUCCUGUCCCCCGCCCCUGCUGGGGCCCGGCACAAAGCGCAUCCCCCAGGAGCUCGGGGCCUGGGGGAGGGGCUGCAGUUGUCUCCUUCAUCGCUUAAUAAAACUGAACCCGCUCAGCCAAGGACGCCCGAGCUGCCGCGCCGCGGAGAGUCGUUCCAGGGACAUUGUCGCCAAGCGUGGCCUCAACCUCCGGGAGAUCCUAACGGCCUGGGCGGGGUCACCGGGGCCUGGAGGCAGGUCGUCAGGAGUGCUAUAUAAGGCCGUAGGCCCUGAGUCGCGGAGCCGUCGGAGCAGGAUCGUUGCGCGCCUGAGAGCGAGUAGCGCACGUCUCGCUCUCGGGCCACAGACACCCAGCCCCGACACAGCCAGCCCGGCAGCUCUUCCCGGUCGCCGCGAGCCCCCAGGAGGUGCCAUGCGGAGCGCGCCGAGCGGACGUGCCUUAGCCCGCGCCCUGGUGCUGGCCAGCCUCUGGUUGGCAGUGGCCGGACGACCCCUGGCCCGGCGCUCUCUGGCUCUCUCCGACCAGGGGCCACACUUGUACUAUGGCUGGGAUCAGCCCAUCCGCCUCCGGCACCUGUACGCCGCGGGCCCCUACGGCUUCUCCAACUGUUUCCUGCGCAUCCGCACCGACGGCGCCGUGGACUGCGAGGAGAAGCAGAGCGAGCGUAGUUUGAUGGAGAUCAGGGCGGUCGCUCUGGAGACUGUGGCCAUCAAGGACAUAAACAGCGUCCGGUACCUCUGCAUGGGCGCCGACGGCAGGAUACAGGGACUGCCUCGGUACUCGGAGGAAGAGUGCACGUUCAAGGAGGAGAUCAGCUAUGACGGCUACAACGUGUACCGGUCCCAGAAGUACCACCUUCCCGUGGUGCUCAGCAGUGCCAAGCAGCGGCAGCUGUACCAGAGCAAGGGCGUGGUUCCCCUGUCCUACUUCCUGCCCAUGCUGCCCCUGGCCUCUGCGGAGACCAGGGACCGCUUGGAAUCCGAUGUGUUCUCUUUACCUCUGGAAACUGACAGCAUGGACCCGUUUGGGAUGGCCAGUGAAGUGGGCCUGAAGAGCCCCAGCUUCCAGAAGUAACCAGGGCUCCGACAGUGCCCGGUGACGAUGACCCCGUGUCCCCCUGAGUGUAGCUUUAGGAAGGAUGUUAGAAGUUGUACAUAAUCUGUGCGUCUUGCAUGGUGGCGCCCGUUUCUAGCAGAUAGACUUGCCUGAUCCUGUUCGUAGCAUUGAAAGCCCCGCACCUGCCCACCUGCCCUCCAAGCCCCCGCCCGUCCCUCAGCCCCACGUGGCUCUGCUGGAGGCCCUCUGCUGACGGGGAGCCCACUGUCCCUCAACUCUGCCUGCCACACGGACUUCCCUCCUCCUUUCUUGUCGUUUUUGGCAGAUGGUGUCAGCUCUGUGCACUGUCUGGGGACCAUGAUGCGACCCCACGCGAGAAUCCAUUCAGAUCUUAACUCUGGAAGCUAGUUCCCUUUCCCCACGUGCCCCUGGCCAGAACGGUCAGACAGACUCAGGAGCAGGCGGAGCCUGCAGCCCCAGGAAAUUUGGGAGCUCUCCUGAGAUUCUGGACAGAGGACUCCAGGGCUCGCCGCCCCGGGACGGCUCUCCUCCUGUCCGCCUUGUCCAGUAGCCAGCAUCCUGCACAGAGGAGCCUCUGAGCCAGGAGCAGGGCCGGUUCCCCUGGGGGGGGGGGUGGCCAAGCUGCCACCUCUGCCCCAGCUCAGAGGGAUAGGCAGCAGAGAUGGUUAGUCCCAGUGGCUCCAGGGGUCCUGGGAGAUGGCACCCCACAGUCUGCCCUCUGACGACGCUCCAGCACCUCCCCUUGGGCUGUGGAUGUCCACCCAGAAAGACCAAGGCGCUCACGGGUCACUCAUUCCAUUUCCCUGGCUCUUGUACAGCCGCUCGUCCCCAGUCAUUGUGUGGACAAGCCACUGCCUCGUGGCAGCACCCACAGCUCUCUGUCAACCCGAGGAAGGAAGGUUUGGAAGCCCCGAGUCUUGCCAACAAGCCGUGGGAGCGUGGGGAGGCUUGGCGCUCUGUCCCCAGCACUUAGUUUCCAGCGUGAUAUUUAUGAGUAAUUUAUUUUUUUAUUUUCUUACUUUAUUUAUACCCCCAAAUUAUAUUUAUGUACACGAGGUUUUGUUUUUAUACAUUAAAGCAGAGCUGGUUUGUA